AUGCAGCAACCGCAGCUGGCGGAGACUGAGCAUCAUCGCAAGAGGCAGGCAGGGGUUGCGAACGCGCGUGUGCUGGGCGCGCCGGCGGUGGCACCGGGAGCGGAGGCUGCGCGCAGCCUGGACACCUGCCCCACGCCCUCCUGGGGCCGGGCAGCAGGCCAGAACCCAGUCGCGGCGGCGGCUGGAGACCCGGAGCCCUCGGGGAUGGAGAUGGGGGUUGCUGAGGGAGUUCGGAAGGAGGCCAGGAGGGCUGGUGGCUUGGGGGGCGAGGGGCGAGGGGCGCGUUUGGGAUACGCCAGGGCCGAGCGGGGACGCGCUAGCGCGGGAGUUGCAUUGUGGGAAGGAAGCUGGGAGAGGAUGGCGGCCGGAGUGGUGGGUCCGCGCGUAGCCCCGCGAGUCACGGGCAGCGAGGGAACGGCGUGUCGGCUCCCGGGACAGCAACAAAAUACCGGGGUUGCCGGGGGUGGGGCGAAGUGGCCAGAGCCCCGGGGCGCGCCAGCACCCCUGGACACCCUUUGUGCGUAACCCGCCGACGGAGGCGGCUCCCCUCUUCCGGAUACCUCGCCAGCCCUCCCUGAGAUCUGUGCUGGGGGACUUUCUUUGGGGGAUUGGGUGGUUUUGCUGGACUGCAGGUGGGCUUCGGCCCGCGGGGAGACCCCACGUGAUCCCGGCCCUGGGGCCCGGCGCGUCUGGGUUCACGGAACCGGGCGCUCGAAAUCGGGGGUCAGCGUGGGGCGAGAGAGCAGGUUGGAGGAGACUGGGACAGCUGGGCCCGUUUCCCUUUCUUUUGCUCUCUCUUUGUUCCAGGCACAGCUCCUUUGCACUGACUGGACACUUCCUUGCAGGGACGUGUGUUUCCUUAAAAUGGCGACAGGAAAUCCCACCUGCGCGCCAGCCAAUUAGACUGUCAGCACCGCGCGAAUUUGCGGGGUGGAAACUCGAGCCUUUUAUUGACGGGAAUGGUUCCGUCUCCGUGUUCCAUCAAAACAGGAAAGGGAAGGUGAAUCAUCAUUCAAAAAUUAACCUACCUGGAGAAUUUCAAGCGGGCAGACCGAGUAGUCUGUGCCAUGGAGGGGCUAUGGUUUUUUUAAUCAUCGCUGGAAAAACGAGAGGACAACCACACUCCUCACAGCUGACUAAAAUCCUCAUUGCCUCGGAUGGCAUUAAAUGGUCUUCAUUAGUUCAACAGGGAAUGUCUGAGAACCACCUUCAGAAGGCCCGCUCUUGAAUAAACCCAAGAAACUGAAAGGCAGGGCAAAUAGUAGGAGGAAGGUGGUGGACAGCCUCGCCCCACAGACCUGCGAUGAAUUCUGCCUGACACUGCUUCUCUCACCUGCUUCGCUUUUGUCCUUAGUCCUGUUUCCCAAUUUGUAAAAAAAAAAAAAAAAAAAAAAAAGGAGGUUAGUGCUACCACAUCGUACCAAUAUUCUACAAGUCACCAAAAAAAAAGUUGGUUCUUCUCCCCCUUCCUUCCUAGAGGAAGUUAAUGUAGAAAGAAAUUACCCAUUUUUAAGUAGUGUGCACCUUGCGGGGAAGAGAUCAUUCUUACUAUGAAUAAGGUAAGAGAUCUGAAUAGGCUAAGUAGGUAGAGGGCGAGCAUAACUCCAUAAGCCUGUCGAGAUGUUUACCUUAUUGAGCAGACUGUGUAUCUGCCAGAUACAGCAUGUGUAGCUGAUCUCAAGCUUCUCUUUUGAUGACAGUUUUAACUUAUCUGUUCAUUUCUGUGCACCCAAGACUGCAGCUGAGGAGCAUUUUUCAAAUUGGAUUCAGUGGUGAUGAAUGGGACUUCAGUCCUUGCCCUCUACUGCGUUAAGCACUUUAUAUGUAAAUAUUAUCACAUUUCAUCCUUCCAGCUACUCAAGUGUUACCUUGUUUGUAUAAAUAAGAAAGCAGGUUUGAAGAGACUGUGUUGGACAUGUUCACUUAAGACAAUAAGUGGUGAAAGAGGAUGUGAGAAGUGAUUCCUGUUCAGGUCUGAAUUCAAAGUCCGCGCUCAGACUUAUCCGGGAUGCUACAGCCAUUUGCAACUAGCCACUCUCGGGCCUCAAAGAGUGUGGAAAGAACUUCACCCCUUAUCUGAAUGUUAGUUGACAACUGGAACUGGAGUGUAGACAUCAACCCUGAGGCUGAAGUGGAGACGCCGGGGAGGAAAGUGGGGGUGGGGUUCAGGACAAGUACCCCAUCACUUCAGUGAGACUUACCCUUCAGGCUACUUGUGGGGGAAACUUUCUUUCAGAGGUCCUUUCAGUAGCUCGGCGCUUAAACCCAGUUGCUGUGGUCUCGAAUGGGGGCAAGGGGUGUCACAGUGAUGCUGCUGCUGCUCACUGUGUGCUUCCCGAGAGACAAACAACAGGAUAAGCACCUUACAGAUGGUCCCUCAUUUAAUCCUCCCAUCAUUCCUAAGAGUGCAGACCGUCCUAAUCCCUGAUUCACAGGCUUGGGAGUUUAUUCCACGUCCAUUCAGCAAUAAUUGGCAGAUCUAGGUCUAGCAUCCAGAGCUGACUUCAAAGCCAGCUCUAAAAUGUUCCUUUUAUGCUGAAACAACCCUCUUCGGAGGGCCAGGAGGCAGGAUGCAUACCAACCCCAUUACCUUCAUAUGAGGACCACUGCCCUGUUUCCAGAGAGCCCAGGGAGCCAGUUUGCUCUGUCAUAGGUUUGUGAGCCCCAAGGCCUUUUUUUUUUUUCUUCUUCUUCUUUUUCUUUUUCUUUUUA
Messenger RNA from Phacochoerus africanus (Common warthog), 2712 nucleotides. RefSeq lists its product as uncharacterized. The coding region runs from base 1 to 525 and encodes 174 amino acids. The transcript has a single exon. NCBI's taxonomy places the organism in Eukaryota, Metazoa, Chordata, Mammalia, Artiodactyla, Suidae. The record is from RefSeq and is a predicted model, not a curated record.